This is a messenger RNA of Striga hermonthica, 1317 nucleotides long. NCBI's taxonomy places the organism in Eukaryota, Viridiplantae, Streptophyta, Magnoliopsida, Lamiales, Orobanchaceae. The record is from the annotation of a GenBank genome assembly.
AUGAAGGUGAAAAUAACGAGCUCAAGGAUCGUGAAGCCUUCAUAUGAUGCAAAAGCUCCUCUCACAUCCGCCCACGUGCCAUUAUCCAUCUUCGACAAGGUCACCUACGACCAACAUGUUGCAGUUAUCUACGCCUACCGCCCCCCGACCCCACCAAACUCAAUCAUCGAGCAUGGGCUGAAAAGGGUAUUGGCCGUGUACCGUGACUGGGCCGGGAGACUCGGUAAGGACCCCAAUGGCGAGCCUGUUAUUCUUCUCAACGAUGAGGGGGUUCGGUUCGUGGAGGCAUCGGUUGACCGUGCUCUAGACGAGACUGUGAAUUCCGGGCCCACGGCAUCCCUUUUGAGCCUUCACCCGGCCCUGGAGGGCAUUGUGGAGCUCGUCCAGGUCCAGGUCACAAGGUUCUCGUGCGGGUCCAUGGUGGUAGGCUUCACAGCACACCACCUCGUGGCCGAUGGGCACGCCACCAGCAACUUUCUAGUCGCGUGGGGUCGUGCAUGUCGCGGGCUUGGGAUCACCCCAGUGCCGUUCCACGGCCGCACGACGUUCUCCCCUCGAAGCCCUCCGGAGAUCAGUUACGAACACAAAGGGGUAGAGUACGUAGCUAAAAACUUCAAGAAGGCGUACCCAUUGAUUAAUAACAGUACUGUUGAUGAUAUCGUGGCACACAGAGUGCACUAUAGUGCCAAGUUUCUUUCCAAGCUCAAGGCCAGGGCCUCUUCGGCAAACGGAAUGGGUAAAAGGCCCUUUAGCACGUUCGAGAGCCUCGUGGCCCAUCUUUGGAGAGCGAUAACUAGGGCACGCGGCUUGUGCGGAGCGGAAACCACCCAGGUUAGGGUUUCGGUUGAUGGCCGUGCCCGGUUGAACCCAAGGGUGCCAGAUGAGUAUUUCGGAAAUUUGGUACUGUGGGCGUUCGCAAGAGCCAAGGUUGAGGAUCUUCUGAGGGAGCCUCUUUCGUAUGCGGCUAGGGUUUUGCACGAGGCCGUUGGUAAAGUGAACGACAGGUAUUUCAAGUCGUUCAUCGACUUUACGAAUCACAAUGUGAGAAAGGAGGAUCUCGUGCCCAAUGCAGAGUCCGACAUGAAUGAGUCGAUAUUAUGGCCGAAUUUGGAGGUUGAUAGCUGGCUGGGGUUCCCGUUUUACGAUCUGGAUUUUGGGUGCGGGGGCCCAUUUGUUUUCAUGCCCUCCUUCUCUCCAACUGAGGGGAUGAUUUUUCUUCUCCCGUCCUUUAAUAGAGAUGGAAGCAUCGACGUUUUCGUACCUCUGUUUCGGGAGAAUUUGGAGGCUUUCAAACAAAUCUGCUAUUCUAUGGAGUAG